GCGGGGCAAAUUUAAUUAAGGAAAGGAAAGAUUUUGAUGAUCUACGGAGGAGCGGCUUCCUCACCAUUUAUUAUUAGCAGCUGAAAGCUGACGAGGAGGAAGCUGAAAUGGCAGCAAGAGGUUCUCUCCCGGCCAGCUGCUCCUCCGCUCUGCUUAUUAUUGUGAUGGCUUGUGCUCUUCUUUUAUCCAGCAGCAGCAGCAGCAGCAGCAGCAGCAGCAGCACCAGCAGCUCCUCGGCUGCCAUCAUGACUUCAUCGUCCCAGCCCACCAUGCUGGCCCUCCGGAAGGAGCUGAUGCUGGCGGACUGGGACCCCACCGCCGCUCCAGACUGCUGCUCCUGGCGCGGCGUCACCUGCGGCGACGGAUCCGUCGUCGAAGGCCUCGACCUCCCCCGCCGCAACCUCCGAGGUAACAUCUCCCUCGUCUCCGCCCUCUCCUCGCUGAAGCGCCUCGAUCUCUCCUCCAACUCCUUCCGGGGGCCCAUCCCCGCCUCUCUCGGCGGAGCUCUCCCCUCCCUCGAGUUCCUCGACCUGUCCAUGAACCGAUUCCAGGGCCCCAUCCCUCCCUCCUUGGGCGACCUCCGGAGCCUCAAGUCGCUCAAUCUUUCUAACAACUUUCUCUCGGGCGAAAUGCCCGACGAGCUCGCCAAGUUGGAGAGACUGCAGGAGCUUCACAUUUCCGGGAACAAUCUGACCGGCUCGGUGCCUGAUUGGGUAGGGAAUUUAACCCAUCUCAGAGUGUUUUCUGCGUACGAGAAUAGCUUGAGUGGUGUUAUUCCUAAAAAUCUCGGAUCGAUUUCGCAACUUGAGGUGCUCAAUCUGCACUCCAACCAGCUGCGAGGAGAAAUACCGGAGAGCAUCUUCGCAUCUGGGCGUCUGCAAAUCUUGAUUCUCACUCUGAACGGGUUGAACGGCAGCAUUCCCGAGUCGAUCGGGAAGUGCAAGUUCCUCUCGAAUCUCCGUAUCGGAAACAAUCGGCUCAUCGGCCCCGUUCCCCCGUCGAUCGGCAAUGUGGGUGGCAGCCUUACCUACUUCGAGGCCGACAACAAUCACCUCCGGGGCGAGAUUGUUCCCGAGUUUGCACAGUGCUCGAACCUCACCCUUUUGAACUUGGCGUCCAACGGGUUCACGGGGACCCUUCCCGAGAAGCUCGGGGACCUCAAGAAUCUCCAAGAACUCAUUGUCUCGAGUAAUAAUCUAUCCGGCGAAUUCCCAAAGUCGAUCCUGAAAUGCAGGAGUCUUAGCAAGCUCGACCUGAGCGGCAACAAAUUCAGCGGAAGCUUACCUGAGACCCUUUGUAACAUGUCGAGGCUGCAAUUUCUACUGCUCGAUCAUAAUUUUCUCAGCGGUGAGAUACCUCCGGGAAUCGGAAGCUGUGGGAGAUUGCUCGAGCUUCAGAUGGGUAGUAACUUUCUUAGCGGCAGUAUCCCACCUGAGAUCGGCAGGAUUAGGAAUCUACAGAUCACGCUGAAUCUCAGCUUUAAUCAUCUUCGUGGACCGUUGCCUCGGGAACUUGGCAAGCUCGACAAGUUGGUUUCACUGGAUGUGUCGAAUAAUCAGAUUUCCGGAGAAAUCCCCGCGGAGCUCAAAGGUAUGAUGAGCUUGAUAGAGGUUGAUUUCUCGAACAAUCAAUUGCGUGGCCAAAUACCGGCGUUUAGCCCGUUCCAGAAGAGCCCCCCGUCGAGCUUUGCAGGCAAUAAGGAGCUCUGCGGUGAUCCACUGAAUUCCAACUGUGGUGCCGACACUAAUUAUGGGGCAGACCACCAUAAGGUGUCUUACAAGAUAAUACUAGCUGUAGUUGGCUCCGGUCUAGCUGUGUUCGCUGCAGUAUCAGUUGUUGUCGGUUUGUUUAUGUUAAGGGAGAAACAAGAGUCGGAUGCAAAGGCUACUAUGGUUGCGGGAGUAGUAGUUGUGGCACCUCAGAUAGUGGCUGGAAAUGUGUUUGUCGAUAGCUUGAAGCAGGCCGUAGAUUUCGAUAGUAUAGUGAAAGAAACCCUGAGGGAUUCAAACAAGAUAAGCAAUGGGACAUUUAGUAGUAAUUAUAAGGCAGUCAUGCCGUCGGGUCUGCUGCUCUCGGUAAAAAAGCUUAAAUCAGUGGAUCGAACGGUUGUUCAUUAUCAAAACAAGAUGAUAAGGGAGCUUGAGAGAUUUUCCAACCUUAGCCAUGCAAAUCUAAUGAGGCCUAUCGGGUACGUGAUAUAUGAAGAUGUUGCUUUGCUGCUUCACCGCCAUAUGUCUAAUGGAACACUUGCACAACUUCUUCAUGAGAAGGCCGCUACUGCUGAAUACGAGCCAGAUUGGCCACGGAGGCUGUCGAUCGCUGUUGGAGUUGCGGAAGGAUUAGCUUUCCUUCACCACAUUGCUAUCAUUCAUUUAGAUAUCUCCUCGGGUAAUAUCUUCCUCGACUCCAAUUUCAGUGCUCUCAUAGGGGAGAUAGAGAUAUCUAAGCUUAUAGACCCAUCAAAAGGAACUGCCAGUAUCAGCGCAGUCGCAGGAUCAUUCGGUUAUAUCCCUCCAGAGUAUGCCUAUACAAUGCAAGUAACAGUACCAGGGAAUGUGUACAGCUUCGGCGUAGUAUUGCUUGAGAUCUUAACUUCCCGGUUGCCGGCCGACGAGGGAUUUGGCGAAGGGAUAGAUUUGGUGAAAUGGGUUCACAGUGCAUCAGUGAGAGGGGAGACACCAGAGCAGAUAAUGGAUGCGAGGCUCAGCACGGUAUCCUUUGCUUGGAGGACACAAAUGCUGGCGGUGCUGAAGGUCGCAUUACUCUGUACUGAUAGAGCCCCAGCAAAACGGCCUAAGAUGAAGAAAGUAGUGGAGAUGCUCCUUGAAGUCAAGGGAAAUCAAUAAAACUUAAUAUUAAGAUAGCUUCAAAGGAGAAAUGGAUUACUAUGGAACUUGUUGUAUGGUACAUAUUACAAAUAGUGGCCGGAAGCCGGUCGAGUGUAGUGGAUGGAAUUUGUUAGUUAUGUUUCUGAAGAAGAAGAAUGAUGCCAGAUCUUCUGAAAGCUGUUUUAUGCGCUUAAACUGGGUUGCUAUUAUGAAUGAUUCAGCUGUAGAGUUGAUGGUGGGUUGUUGUAUCCUGCAAUCCUUGUCUAAGAAACUCUUUUAUAGCCAAGUGGGUGUAAAAUGAGGUUUUCUUUGUAUUAGGUGGAGAUCUCAGUUGUCUAGAGAGGAGCCUGCUUUCUUUGCUGAAUCUCCACUGUACAAAUUAAAAAAUCCAAGAUGUUGUGCUGA
This is a messenger RNA of Ananas comosus (pineapple), 3233 nucleotides long. Its product is annotated as leucine-rich repeat receptor-like tyrosine-protein kinase PXC3. Gene Ontology annotation, molecular function: ATP binding; protein kinase activity; receptor serine/threonine kinase binding. Gene Ontology annotation, biological process: protein phosphorylation. The coding region runs from base 108 to 2846 and encodes 912 amino acids. The transcript has 2 exons. The record is from RefSeq and is a predicted model, not a curated record. NCBI's taxonomy places the organism in Eukaryota, Viridiplantae, Streptophyta, Magnoliopsida, Poales, Bromeliaceae.